AUGGAGAAAUACUCAGAUAUCCUAUGCCGAGUAAAGAAGGAUAUUCCUUCAGAGCAAGCUCGAGAUUGUGUCGACAAGAUCCAUAGAACAGCGACUGGGGAUAUGUUGAUCAUUUUGAGCAGGAAUGCGACCGACGGAGCCCCCCAGCUGCGUACAGCCAUUGCCAGUCUCCUUGGAGAUGAAGCUCAGGUACUGAGUAUGGGGCCACAAGAAGUCCUGGACAUAAAGGAUCUCGAUGAGAAAACGACGAAGAAAGAUGUCCUCGAAGCCCUACGAGCAGCAGCCGGAGAAGGGCAUGAUAUCAGUCAAAAUGUGGUCCAAUCCCUGCGGAAGGCAUAUGGAGGAAUGCAGACUGGCUUCGUGACACUCACGGCGACAACAGCUAGGAAGAUCCUAGGAGAACAUGGCAAGAUCAAGUUAGGAUGGGUGAAUUGCCGUAUAAGGAGAGUGGUGAGGCCAGUCAAGUGCUUUAAGUGCUGGCAAUAUGGUCUUCUUGCCACAAAAUGUGGAAGCACAGUCGAUCGAUCAGAAUUCUGUGUCAAGUAUGCAGGGGUUGGUCACAAGAUUAAAAAUUGUCAAAAAAAGCCGCAGUGUGUCCUGUCCACUGAGAACAACCCAGAGAACUACGCCCACAUUGCUGGUGGCAGCAGAUGCGCCACAUACAAGGAGGCACUUUAG
Molecule: messenger RNA, 678 nt
Organism: Diachasma alloeum
Lineage: Eukaryota; Metazoa; Arthropoda; Insecta; Hymenoptera; Braconidae
Exons: 1
Coding region: 1-678 (225 amino acids)
Molecular function (GO): nucleic acid binding; zinc ion binding
Source: RefSeq, a predicted model, not a curated record